Messenger RNA from Danio aesculapii, 1866 nucleotides. It is a transcript of the gene rars2, whose product is annotated as arginyl-tRNA synthetase 2, mitochondrial. Gene Ontology annotation, cellular component: cytoplasm; mitochondrion. The record is from RefSeq and is a predicted model, not a curated record. Bases 95 to 1828 code for a protein of 577 amino acids. Gene Ontology annotation, molecular function: ATP binding; arginine-tRNA ligase activity. Lineage: Eukaryota; Metazoa; Chordata; Actinopteri; Cypriniformes; Danionidae. Gene Ontology annotation, biological process: mitochondrial translation; arginyl-tRNA aminoacylation. The transcript is spliced from 20 exons.
GGCGUCCUGACAGCAGAACCCACGCGUGUCCUGAAGUGAAGGAGAUCUGCACUGGUCGGAGACUCUUCAACUUCAUCAUCUUCAUCAGUAUCUGAUGGCGUGUUUCUUCAGGAGGAGUGCGGCUUUGCAGUUAGCGAAGGCCUGUGGUCAGAAUGAGGAGACGCUCAUCCCGCUGAUCUCUGUGGCACCAGUCAACAGGAGACAAUGUGUGGCAGAUCUGCGUGUGUCAGUCAGUCAUCUUCUGCAGAGCGGAGCUGUUCGUCCUGAUGGAGACCUGCAGAACACCACACACACACUGGCCCGACAGAUCAGACCGGAUGCUGUGGUGGAGGAGGUCAUCGCCGGCCGAGGAGUGAUUCACUUCAGACUUAACAAACUCCUCCUGGCGCAGAAACUGUUAGAUCAGCUGCGCUCAGAUCCGGACGGCUUCGGUGUGCAGAGUGAAAUCCUGCGCCGGCUUCGGGUCGGCCGGACACUGGUGGAAUUCAGUUCUCCAAACAUCGCCAAGAAGUUCCACGCUGGACAUCUCAGAUCCACCAUAAUCGGAAAUUUCAUUGCCAACCUAAAGAAGGCUUUGGGGAACGAGGUGAUCCGAGUCAAUUAUCUGGGUGACUGGGGAAUGCAGUUCGGUCUGUUGGGCUCAGGGUUUGAACGAUUCGGCUCUCAGGAGAAGCUAAGGAGGCAGCCACUGGAGCAUCUGUUUGAGGUGUAUGUGCAGGUGAACCGCGAGGCGGAGAGCGAUGCCAGUGUGUGUUCGGCUGCUGCUCAGUUCUUCAGGCGUCUGGAGCAGAGCGAGGAGCAGGCGCUGGAGCUGUGGAGACACUUCAGGGAGAUCACCAUCCAGGAGUACAAGCGCAUCUAUCAGCGUUUAGGAGUGGAGUUUGAUCAUUACUCUGGAGAAUCUUUUCAUCGCGCUCAAACACAGACUGUGCUGGACGAGCUAAAGAGCAGAGGCCUGCUGAAGACCUCACAGAAAGGAACGGGUGUGGUGGAUCUGUCUGAGACGGGCGACAUGUCCAAUUACGCCACACUGGUCCGCAGUGAUGGGACAUCCCUGUACAUCACCAGAGACGUGGCAGCGGCGCUGGACAGGAAGCAGAGGUUUGGCUUUGAUGAGAUGAUCUACGUGACAGAUAAGAGUCAGUCUGUGCACUUCCAGCAGCUCUUCCACAUCCUGCAGGCCAUGGGGCAGCAGUGGGCCGACAGGUGUCAUCACGUGGCGUUCGGCCUGGUGCAGGGCAUGAGCACUCGACGUGGGGAGGUGCUGUUCUUGGAGGACGUGCUGGAGGAGGCGCAGAGCCGGAUGAUCCACAACAUGAGGCAGUCCCGCACUUCAAAAGAGCUGGAGGAUCCGGACCUGACUGCAGAGAGAAUCGGCAUCAGUGCUUUAAUCGUACAGGACUUCAAAGGGCCGCUGAUUUCUGACUACAGGUUUGAAUGGGACAAAGUCCUGCAGGCGCAAGGAGACACGGGUGUGUUUCUGCAGUACACACACGCUCGCCUCUGCAGUUUAUUGCGGCAGCAGGACUGUGAGAGCUCCUGCUCGGACUUCUCUCCUCUAUUGGACAGCAGGAGUGUGUCGCUCCUCCAGCACCUGCUCAGGUAUGAUGAAGUGCUGCUUCAGUGUGCGACCGACCUGCAGCCCAGACACCUGGUCAACUUCCUCAUGACUCUAAGUCAUUUGGUGGCGUCGGCUCAUCGAGAGCUGCCUGUGAAGGGCAGUUCAGCAGCGGUGGCGCAGGCCCGACUGUGUCUGUUCAGCUCUGUCCGCUCAGUUCUGGCCAAUGGCAUGAGGAUUCUGGGCAUCACACCGGUGGAGAAGAUGUGAAUAGUUUGUCAAUAAUUAAAAGUGUUUUUUUUUUUUCA